Molecule: messenger RNA, 2056 nt
Organism: Aspergillus ochraceoroseus IBT 24754
Lineage: Eukaryota; Fungi; Ascomycota; Eurotiomycetes; Eurotiales; Aspergillaceae
Product: DNA-(apurinic or apyrimidinic site) lyase APN1
Exons: 5
Coding region: 285-1943 (552 amino acids)
Biological process (GO): base-excision repair
Cellular component (GO): nucleus; mitochondrion
Molecular function (GO): zinc ion binding; DNA binding; phosphoric diester hydrolase activity
Source: RefSeq, a predicted model, not a curated record
ACUUGCCUUUCUCUCUUCAUUCCACUGCUUUAAUCGAUUUGUAGAUUCUCUCAUCUUGAAUUCAGGUUCCUGUUACUCCGUACUCCGUACACAGCGCCACAACCACUAGCCACAUCCGACAAGGCCCAUUUCUACACGAUUUCCUUCCCCAUUCUCGAGUCUUGAUAUUUGCCUCCAACUUCCCUGCGUCUACAUUGACGACUUUACACAUCGAACAAAAAAGAAGAAGAAGAAGAAAAAUCACGCAUACUCCGUCUAUCCCCCAAUUCAACCGCGUCGCUGUCAUGCCUCCUCGUGGGCCGCGCAACGUCAUCCGCACUCCUACCGUCGCAACCUCUGAUAACACCUCCGCAGACGGCCAUAAACGCAAGCUAGACAACCAUUCCGAUGCGAGCUUACAAUUGAGAAGGUCCAAGCGUGUGAAGUCGACAGAGCCCCUUUACGCGAAUGUGUCAGAUCCGGAGCUUGAGCCGACCGAUGACGACUCCGUGCAAGUCAAGCGUGCGAGCAGCUCCAUACGGCAGAAAUCAGAGGGACUGGUAGACGGUACUACCAAAUCCGUAAAGGAAGAUAUUGCGGAAGAAAAACAGAUUUCCAUUAAGCCGAAAGUUGAGGAAAUAGAGGCGCAACCAAAGAGCUCCAAAAAGACCGCUACGAAAGUGAAAUCUAAGAAUCAAGACCAAGCAUCGGUGAUGCCACUGAGGGUUAGGACUCCAGGGCUGCGCAUGUGCGUAGGAGCCCACGUUAGUGCAGCAGGAGGUGUCUUUAAUGCGGUAAACAACAGCGUUCAUGUCGGUGGAAACGCUUUUGCCCUUUUCCUCAAGUCUCAGAGGAAAUGGAACAACCCCCCUCUACAGGACGAGCACAGGGACACUUUUCGCAAGCUCUGUGCUGAGCAUAACUACGAUGCAGCAAGGGUUGUCCUCCCCCACGGCUCAUACUUGGUCAACCUCGCGCAAGCAGACAAAGCCAAAUCAAAGCAAGCAUAUGACUCCUUCCUUGACGACCUCCAUCGCUGUGAAGCUCUUGGCAUCAAGCUGUAUAACUUCCAUCCUGGAAGUGCGAACCAAAGUCCCUUUCCCGAUGCACUAUCUCGACUCGCCAAAGCGCUCACCAACGCAUUAGCCGCCACUUCCACUGUCGUCCCAGUCCUAGAGACUAUGUGCGGCCACGGGUCUACAAUUGGUGGCUCCCUUACUGAAUUUCGCGACCUCCUCGCUCUAAUCCCCAAGGAGUACCAUUCCCGAAUCGGCAUUUGCAUAGAUACAUGCCACAGCUUCGCCGCAGGAUACGACCUCGCGGCCCCUUGUGGUUUCCAAGCCUUUAUGAAAGAAUUCGAAGACGUAAUCGGCAUCCAGCACCUCCGCGCCCUGCACCUGAACGACUCCAAAGCACCGCAAGGCAGCAAGCGCGAUCUCCACGCAAACAUCGGAACCGGAUUCCUGGGCCUCCGCGCCUUCCACAACGUAAUGAACGAACCCCGCUUUGAAGGGCUCCCAAUGAUCCUUGAAACACCCAUCGACCGCCCUGCCUCAACGACAUCCAAGACCCCCAAGGGAGAAGACGCCAGCGACGCCGAAACCAAGCCCAAGAAAACCACUCAAAAGAAACCUGCCGCCGCCAAAAACCAACUAGUCCAGGACUUCUCCGUCUGGGCCAACGAAAUUGAGCUCCUCGAAUCCCUGAUCGGCAUGGACCCGGAGAGUCCGGAAUUCCUCGAGUUGGAAGCCAAACUUGCAGAAGAAGGGCGUGAAAUGCGCGAGUCACAAAUGGCACAGUAUAAGCGCAAACUCGAGACCGCGGAGAAAAAGAAAACCAAGAGUCCUCGCAAAAAGGGCCAGAAGACCUUGAUGGAGAUGAUGGGGGAUAACAACAAGAAGAAGCAGAACCCUGUUGACGACAGCGAAGACGAAGGAUGUCAGAGCUGUUCAGGGGGGAAUUAGUAGUUAACUAGUGUAUAUAUACUUACUAAACUAUAACCUAACAUAGAUAACUAUAUAUAUGUACCUAUGUACAUAUAUAUAUAUAUAUACUCAUCCUGAUACUUAUAUAACAC